Messenger RNA from Vicia villosa (hairy vetch), 780 nucleotides. Its product is annotated as nuclear transcription factor Y subunit B-1-like. NCBI's taxonomy places the organism in Eukaryota, Viridiplantae, Streptophyta, Magnoliopsida, Fabales, Fabaceae. The coding region runs from base 73 to 567 and encodes 164 amino acids. Gene Ontology annotation, cellular component: CCAAT-binding factor complex. The record is from RefSeq and is a predicted model, not a curated record. The transcript has 2 exons. Gene Ontology annotation, biological process: regulation of transcription by RNA polymerase II. Gene Ontology annotation, molecular function: RNA polymerase II cis-regulatory region sequence-specific DNA binding; protein heterodimerization activity; DNA-binding transcription activator activity, RNA polymerase II-specific.
UGUCAUUCUCUAUUCAUCUCAAAACAAAUCUCGUUUGUUAUUCAAAACAAAAAACUUAAGUCCUAAAACAUAAUGGAGCAUGGAAGUCACUCCCGUUCGACACAUUCAAACUUUGGUAAUGAAACCACAAACAUUGAAAACGCCAACAACAAUAUCAACGACAAUAUUGAGAACCAACAUUUACAAGAAACAGGGGAUGAGGAAAUUCAUAUGCCCAUCAAGAAUGUGACAAAAAUCAUGCAGCAGGCUAUUCCCCCAGAUGGAAUAAUCUCUAAGGAUGCCAAGGAGUCAACUCAAUUGUGUGUGACUGAAUUUAUGAACAUCGUCACAAAUGAGGCUAAUGAGCGAUGUAAGGCAGAGAGUCGAAAGAUCAUUAGGGGUGAAGAUUUAAUAUGGGCUAUGGAUAAGUUGGGCUUUGAGGACUAUGUUGGUCCUCUUCUUUUAUUCCAUAAAAAAUAUCUCAACCAUGAAGCUCAAUUGAGUAACAUGCCAUUUGAGCAUGAGUUCAAGAAGGACGGAUCAGGCGCUAGUGGCUCAAACAUUGGUGGUGAUAUUGGCAAAAUUUGAUAUGCAAUGCAUUUAUAGGAAUAAAAAUAAUUUUUUAAUGAUUCUGGUUGUGUUAUGAAUAAAAAAAGGACUUAAAAUUUAAUGAUUUUGUAGAAUUGAAAGUUUGUAAGUUCUUUUACUGUAUGUUUCUUUUGUUUGGAAUAAUUAUUUCAUUUCAUGUAUGGAAAAACUUGAAAAGUAUACAAUUUCACUCUUGGUAUAGUUUUAUUUUCA